Capsicum annuum is the source of this 4203-nucleotide messenger RNA. Its product is annotated as homeobox-leucine zipper protein REVOLUTA. The record is from RefSeq and is a predicted model, not a curated record. Gene Ontology annotation, molecular function: lipid binding; DNA binding; DNA-binding transcription factor activity. The transcript is spliced from 18 exons. Bases 1460 to 3985 code for a protein of 841 amino acids. NCBI's taxonomy places the organism in Eukaryota, Viridiplantae, Streptophyta, Magnoliopsida, Solanales, Solanaceae.
CUCCCAACAUACACUGAGUAGCCGGAGAACCCCCCAAAAAAUAAAAAAUCGAAAAACACAAGCAGAGAGCACAGAGAGAGAGAGAGAGAGAAGCACAAGAAGAAAGAGAGCAGCAUAAAAACACUGGCAUUUUCGAUUUGCGAGCUCCUCAAAAAGCUCUCUUAAACUCAAUCAAAAAUUCCCAACAUCACUGUCUUCUCUUUCUCUCUCUCUCUCAUCACCCACCACUCUCCAUUUUCAUCACUUCUCUCUCUAAAAACCAAAAAAAAAAAGGGAAAUUUUCAGUCUUUAUUUGUUUUUUUCUAACAAAAAACAUGUCUUUUAGUGUUUGUUUCAGUUUCAGAUCUUAAGGGGGUGUUUUUUCUGAUGUUUUGAACCUCUUUUCUCCUUCUGGGGUUCAAUAAAAAUUGUAGUGAAAAUCAAGAAUCACACCCAUAGUGUGUGUUUGUGUGUUUUUUUUUGCUUUCUUGGUGUGUGUGUGUUUGGUUCUUGUUUUGAAUCUUUUUUUCUUCUCUUGGGUUGCAUAAAAGUUUGAGUGAAAAUCAAGAAUCACACCAAUUGUGUGUUUGUGUGUGUUCUUUUGCUUUCUGUGUGUGUGUGUUUUUAGUUCUUGUUUUGAACCUCUUUUCUUCUCUUGGGGUUGCAUAAAAAGUGUAGUGGGAAUCAAAAAUCACACCAACUGUGUGUGUAUGUGUGUUUGGUUCUUGUUUUUAUGUGUAUGAUGGAGUGAAAGGGGGCGUUGUGUUAUAUGAUUCGUUUGUUUUUUAGUUUGAGAGAAUCCAUCCAUCUCAUUUUCAGUGACAUUUGAGGGGAAAAGUUUCCAUUUUUGGCUUGUAACCCGAAAAUUCAGCUGGUUCUAUAACGUGUCAGAGUCUUGAAAUUCAUAGGGAAAAUAAGUUUUUGAAGCAAAAAAUACAAAGGGCUAUUGUAGUAGAAAGUUAAAAAGUUUUUUUUGGUUUAAUGAUGAUGGAGUUUGGAGCUUUGUGGUGAAUGGAAAUGGUGUGUAUGGUGUGUAGUUUACAGCUUCUACUGAGUAAAAUUGAUAAAAAGGGGUGAUUUUUUUUUUGUUUGUAUUAGUAUUUUUUUCAUCUAUAUCUUUGGUUUGAGUAGUGUUUGGCUGUACCUUAAGUUAUAAGAUUAGUGUGAAGUGUAAGUUUGAGCCUUCUAUAGAAACCAAAAGGGGGUGUUGGGAGACACCUAGGAAUCUUCUAGUUCAAUCAAGAUCGUCCAUUUAAUCUUGUCUGAGAUCACUAGGAAAAGAAAAAAAAAAAGAAAAAGAAAAAGGAAAAGCCUUUGUUUCAGAGAAUCUUAGUUCUCUGUGUAGUUAUAUAUAUAUAUACACAUAUAUAUAAAGCUGCUUAGAAAACAGUUUCAGGGAAUAUUUCUACUUGGGGUUGUUUAUUUAAUCAAAGGGUGUUUGAAAAAUCUUGAAUUUUUGUUCUGGGGUUUGAGGGAAAAAAUGGCUAUGGUGGCACAGCAGCAUAGGGAGAGUAGUAGUGGUAGUAUUACAAAACAUCUUGAUAGUAGUGGAAAGUAUGUUAGAUACACGGCUGAGCAAGUUGAAGCUUUGGAGAGGGUUUAUGCUGAGUGUCCUAAGCCUAGUUCGUUGCGCCGGCAGCAAUUGAUCCGUGAAUGUCCUAUUCUGUCGAAUAUCGAGCCUAAGCAGAUCAAAGUUUGGUUUCAGAACAGAAGGUGUCGAGAGAAGCAAAGGAAAGAAUCUUCUCGACUACAGACCGUAAAUAGAAAAUUGUCUGCCAUGAAUAAACUGUUGAUGGAGGAGAAUGACCGCUUGCAGAAACAAGUGUCGCAGCUUGUAUGUGAAAAUGGCUAUAUGCGGCAACAAUUGCAAAAUGCAUCGGCGGCUACUACUGAUGUAAGUUGUGAGUCAGUGGUAACCACCCCUCAGCAUUCCCUUAGAGAUGCUAGCAAUCCUGCUGGACUACUAUCAAUUGCAGAAGAAACCUUGGCAGAGUUCCUUUCUAAGGCUACAGGAACUGCUGUCGAUUGGGUCCCGAUGCCUGGGAUGAAGCCUGGUCCGGAUUCAGUUGGGAUUUUUGCCAUCUCACACAGUUGCAGUGGAGUGGCAGCCCGAGCAUGUGGUCUUGUUAGUUUAGAGCCAACAAAGAUUGCUGAGAUCCUCAAAGAUCGACCUUCUUGGUUCCGGGACUGCCGGAAUGUUGAAGUUUUCACGAUGUUUUCUGCAGGAAAUGGUGGUACAAUUGAGCUUUUGUAUACACAGAUAUACGCUCCUACCACCCUGGCUCCUGCACGUGAUUUUUGGACGCUGAGAUACACUACCACCCUAGAUACUGGUAGUCUUGUGGUCUGUGAAAGAUCCCUAUCUGGUACUGGGGCUGGCCCAAAUGCUGCUGCUGCUUCCCAGUUUGUAAGAGCUCAAAUGCUUCCAUCUGGAUAUCUGAUCCGACCAUGUGACGGCGGAGGAUCAAUCAUACAUAUUGUUGACCACCUGAAUCUUGAGGCUUGGAGUGCCCCUGAGAUACUGCGUCCACUUUAUGAAUCAUCAAAAGUUGUGGCACAGAAAAUGACUAUUGCGGCACUGCGAUAUGCUAGGCAAUUAGCUCAAGAGACUAGUGGUGAGGUAGUAUAUGGUCUAGGAAGACAACCCGCUGUUCUUCGAACAUUUAGCCAGAGAUUAUGCAGAGGGUUCAAUGAUGCCAUCAAUGGAUUCAGUGACGAUGGCUGGUCAAUGUUAAGUUCUGAUGGUGCUGAAGAUGUUAUAGUUGCUGUCAAUUCAAGGAAGAACCUCGCCACCACAUCCGUUCCUCUUUCUCCGCCUGGAGGCAUCCUUUGUGCCAAAGCAUCAAUGCUACUCCAGAAUGUUCCUCCUGCGGUACUGGUUCGGUUUCUGAGGGAGCACCGUUCAGAGUGGGCGGACUUUAAUGUUGAUGCCUAUGUAGCUUCUUCAUUGAAAUCUUGUCCGUAUUCAUAUCCUGGGAUGAGGCCUACCAGAUUUACCGGAAGCCAGAUAAUAAUGCCACUUGGCCACACAAUUGAGCAUGAAGAAAUGCUUGAGGUUAUUAGACUCGAAGGACACUCUAUUGGUCAGGAAGAUGCUUUUAUGCCAAGAGAUAUUCACCUUCUACAGAUGUGUAGUGGCACUGAUGAAAAUGCAGUUGGAGCCUGUUCGGAACUAGUUUUUGCUCCUAUUGAUGAGAUGUUUCCAGAUGAUGCACCUUUGCUGCCCUCCGGGUUUCGCAUCAUUCCUCUCGAAUCAAAAUCAAGCGAUUCCCAUGAUACAUUGAACACUCAUAGAACCUUGGAUCUAGCAUCAAGUCUUGAAGUAGGCGCAGCUACGAACCCUGCUACCGGAGAUGCAGCCUCUUGUUACAGUGCACGAUCUGUACUGACAAUUGCUUUCCAAUUCCCAUUUGAGGACAAUCUUCAGGAAAACGUGGCUACCAUGGCCCGCCAGUAUGUCCGCAGUGUGGUUUCAUCUGUUCAACGGGUUGCCAUGGCAAUAUCUCCUAGCGGAGUGAAUCCAACACUCGGGUCCAAGCUUUCUCCUGCCUCACCAGAAGCUGUAACGUUGUCGCAUUGGAUUUGCCAGAGCUAUAGUUAUCACAUGGGCACGGAGUUACUUCGAGCUGAUUCUAGUGGCGAUGAAUCAGUGCUAAAGAAUCUCUGGCAACACCAGGAUGCUAUUUUGUGCUGCUCACUAAAGUCGCUGCCAGUUUUCAUUUUUGCAAAUAAGGCCGGGCUUGACAUGCUGGAGACGACAUUAGUCGCUUUACAGGACAUUUCUCUAGAUAAGAUCUUUGAUGAAUCCGGGAGGAAAGUGUUGUUCGCAGAAUUUCCCAAGAUCAUGGAACAGGGUUUCGCGUGUUUGCCGGGUGGUAUCUGCAUGUCAGCAAUGGGACGACAUAUUUCGUAUGAACAAGCUAUUGCAUGGAAAGUCUUUGCGUCUUCUGAAGAAAAUACUGUCCACUGCCUGGCCUUUUCAUUUAUUAACUGGUCAUUCGUGUAAUGCUGUCAAUUCUUUUGUUCUUUUCUUUCGACCUUCAUCACAGAACACUGACAGCCAGGAACAAACAGUUGAGUGCGAAGAUCUGGAGACGAACGAAAAUUUUUGUAAUAUGUAAAAUUCCCAGCUUCUUCUGCAUUAAUUUAAGUAGACUGGAAGUUGUAUUUCAUUUCUUGGUACUCUGUAAAUCUUACUAGUGCAGCUCUUCUUUUUUGAGUGAA